AUGGGAGCCUUGGAGGAACUCACAGGGGCCCGUUUGGGCUCCGCGGAGGGGCGCAUUGGGGCUGUGGAGACAAAGGUAGAGUCGCUCGAGAACAAGAUUGAGGAGCUCAGCAAGCGACUUGAAGCGGGGUCCGGAGCUUCGGGAAGCGAGGGCGAGCGAAAGCUCACCCUUGUGUACGGUGGGUGGCCGCGAGACAGCCGGCGAGCCGACAUACUCCAGCAGCUCCGGCGAGGGUUGGAGGGCCUUCAGGUGUGGGAAAUGGUGGAUUCGGAGCCUUUCACCACGGGCCCCCGGCGAACCACAGCCCUCAGCGUCUUUAAGGCCCGUCCUGGUGAAUCCCACUACGAUGUUCGUCAGCGAAUGCAUGGCAUCAUACGCUCCCUCGCUGACAACGAAAUCCUCCUGCCGGGGGAAAAGAAGCUCUUUGCCACCUUUGCCAAAAGCAGGGCUGAGAGGGACAUCGCAGGGCAUGCUGCCUUGGUCAAGAGGACGAUCCAUGGUUUGGCUCCACAGGCCGCACAUAAGCUUGACAUUGAGUAUGCCUCGGGAGGGGUUUGGGCAGGACAGAGCUUCGUUGCCAGUGCUCGGCAGCCGCCCCCACCGGGGGUUGCGCCGGGGAGCCUCGUGUGGGAUGAAAACAAAGGGGGCAAAUGGUGGAUCCACGUGGCAGGGUUGGCACGUGAGCUUGGGCUUUCCGAGGCGGCCAUCAAGGUAUCCUUUCCGCUGUAUAGCUGGAAUGCUGGUGGUGCUGCAGAGAACAACUAUGCUAAAACCAUCUCUGACCUUGUGGAAGGAAUACCGGGGGAUGCUUUGAUUGUGAUUCAGGAAGUGGCCCGCCAGGAACCUGGCUGGCAACGACAAACUCAUGAUGCCUGGCAAUCUCUCCUCUUUAGGGAUCCGGAUGCUUGGCGAGGGGUUGGACUGAUCUUCAAGCCUGCUCAGUGGAGUGUGAUGCGAAGGAAAACGACCGAGCGAGGUGCAUGGUUUCGUGUGAGACAUGUCAGUGGGAGCGAGCUCUGGGUAGGAGCAGCACAUUUCACUCCGGGCACAUCGCAGGCAGUGCAUGGAGCACAGGUCUCGGCACACUUGAAAGGCUUGCCACCGACUCAUUUGCCGGUUCUGCUUGGGUGUGAUGUUAAUGCACGGAUCUCGUGGUGUGUUGGCGAUGAGGGGGAGGGGAUUCCUACUGCAAAGAAUGGCAAGAUGUUUGACUUCCUAGCUCAGUGCAAGGGCAGAGGGCUUGACCCUGUGGCGCCUGACGAACAGGACUUUGAGACUCCCACUAGUUGCCCCCGACAGGAGGGCCGGACUGGCAGCCAGAUCGACGUCGUACUUGGGGCUAGAGCGCUGGGUACGGAUCACGAGCUGCUCUCCGCUGUGGUCCACAUCAAGGCGGAAUUGCGAAAGCUGGCACAGGAUGCCUUUUCCUAUGCCAAAGCUACUGGGGAGGGGGCGGCCUGGACAAGGGCCAGGAAGCUUCGGAAGCAAGCGCGACUCGAAUGGGAACAAGACAGGUUGGACCGUGCUACUUCGGGGGAUUGGAAUGCCUAUCGACAGCUCAAGAAGCCCAAAAACGAGGGGUGGGACGUGGUCUUCGCCGAGGCACAUGAAGGGAAGGAACCACAUCAGGUGAUACACGAUCAUCUUGCAGGGAUCUAUGGUACUGGCCAGGUGAUUCCACCCCUAGGGGCUUGGGAUGGGCCUGUUGACUUGUUCACCCUGGAGGAGCUCGAACAGGCAAUCUCUAAAGGGAAGCGCGGGAAAGCUGUAGGGGUUGAUGGCACUAGCCAGGAGUUCCUCGUGGGCUUAGCAGCUGUACCAGGAGGCAAGGAAGCUCUACUUCGGUUCUUCAACAAAGUUUACCAGGAAGCAGCCAUCCCCGCUGAUUGGAACACAGCCCUUAUGGUGGUCAUACCUAAGGAGUUGUUUCCAGUGGAACCCAAAAGCCUCAGACCCCUGGCGAUGAGCUCCAGUAUCGCCAAAUGCUACUGCCGACUGCUCCUUGGGCGAACAGCGUGUUAUCUUCAGCACUCAGGACCGUCCCAGUGUUCACGGGAGGGCAGGCAAACAGCGGAGUAUGUGUUCACGAUUGCCAGGGUAAUGGAACUGGAGGCUGAGUGGAAGCGAGGGGUGGUGAUGGCGAAGAUUGAUCUCCACAAAGCAUAUGAUAUGGUAGAUCGACCUGCACUUCUUGCCAGGCUGCAACGAGCAAUGGGGGAUGGGCCUACUUUCAGAUCAUGGCAUGCACUUCUUGCAGAGACUGAUGCAGUCCUCCAGACGGGGUGGGAUUGCAGCAGGUUGCAGCUGGAUAGAGGCAUCAAGCAGGGCAGCAUAGAGAGCCCCGCUCUUUUCAGCUACCUAGCCGAACAGAUCUUGGAGGAUACUAAGGUGUUUCCAGGACUGGCGCUCGAGGAGUCCUUGUUCAUGGAUGAUGGAUGUGUGUGGGCUCCUACUUCCCAGGCCUUGGGGCGGAAACUAGAGGAAUGGUCGGAGGUACUGUUACGUGCAGGGCUCACCUUGAAUCCCUCUAAAUGCAAAGUGUACUUUUCCCCCUAUGCCGACAAGUCCAAGCCGGUGACAGUCCAGGGCAAGCCGGUUCCCUCGCUGCCUGCAUUCACUAUCAUGGGGGUUCCCUUCAGAGUGGGGGCCAACUCGGCAGAGCUGCUUGCACCCUUUGUUCAGCGGGCCAAGGACAAAUUCUGGUCCAUAAAGCACCUGCUGAGGGCGAGAACACCAUUGAAAGGCCGUGUGCAGUUGCUCGACAGGGUAGUGGGAAAUUUGGUUCUUUGGUGUUUGGCGGCAUUGACACCUGAUGCAGGGGGAAUGCAGGCGAUGGUCUACAGCAUGGUUGGAUCGCUGGUGGACUUUCGCAGGCUAUGGAUGUGCCUUGGACAGGAGGGACCGGAUUACAAGGACAGCGCCUUGGCUAAAGCACAGCUUGAAACUUACGAAGCUCGGCCAUGUGGGGCAGGCACCACUUUUCAUGAAGCAAAGCGCGAUCCGCGCCCGGGGGAGCUUCCCUCACAGAAGGUUGACGAACAGACGCCCUUGCUGGAGUAUGUGACGACGCCUCUCCAUGGAGGCAACCGGCAGGGAAAGCAAACAUCAGAAAGUGACCGAACCGAGAAAACAGAGGGCUCGAUGAUGGAACAACAGCAUGGGGCCGAUGAGGACGAGGCCGAUGAGGAGAUGUCGAGCUUUAUGCAGUCGGAGCACUUGCAAGGGUUGUGGCAUGAGCUGCUGGAGGAGAUUCGUCUCAAGCUCGAGGGCUAUGGAAAAGCCGAACGAAGCCAGGUGGCUGGACAUUUGAUCCGGCUGCUAGCCCACAGGGCUGUGAAGUCGGCAGACGGAUACCUGCUGGGGCACAUGACUGGGCGAACGGCCUCCCUCACGGCUCUCCUUGUGGCUAUGAGAGACGAUGAGUGUUAUGGGUGCAAGGUGCCGCCUGGGGAUGAGAAAAUACCCUGGUUGAGACAAGCGUGGGAUGGGAUUACGAGGUACAUACCGGAGCAUCCUGGAAGCAGAGCAGCAGAAGGGAAGUGGCCGGACCAUGACACGCCAAUGAUCAUCCGGCUCUUCAUGCAUCCAGUCCCCAUGGACACACCUCCGACCUCCCCGAUCCGCAUCGAGGACAGCCUUGAGGCACAAGGGGAGAGAGCUCCCAAGCGAGCCUGUGUUCGGGUUGAACUCAGCUCUGGCUCUGGCGAUCAUCCUCAGAUGGUGGCUCUGGAGGUGCCAAUCGAGGGCGGUCGAGCCCGACUCAACCUGGAUGUCAGCAUACCGGAGACCGAGGACCGAGCGAGCCCUGCCAGCGCAAUACCGGCUCCAUGGCGACCGCUGAGCUCAGGUGACCCCGGUACAGUGGGGAACCUACCUGUCGAGCUACCAGCCCCGGCUGGGCCGGAAGCGGACUUUGAGCAGCUACAAAUGGGGUGGCAAGGAGGGCAAAUUACAGUGGAGGCUGUCACCAGCGAGCAUGGCCCCUAUGUGGCUGAGCAGCUCCUUCUUCAGUGGGGGCCGCCAGGAGAUGAGACCACGAACUGUGGGCCGGUGAGCACCCAACAUGCUAGGCCACCGGUGGCAGACACGGCUCCGGACCAGGAGGAAGACGAUGCGACAGGGUUGCUUGCUAUGUGGUGGUUUCUUGUGGUGCCAGGGGGAAGUGGUGCAGGGGUGCAGCAGCGAACGGAGGAUUUCUUCUCUGUUGCAAGACGGGUUGUGCGAUACCUGCAGGACCACGGCACGCCGGAGGUGGUGGUUGCUUCGGCCUUGAUGGAGCAAGUGUGGCGACGACAUGAGGAGGAUUACACCUUACAAAUGGAGGACUACUAUGACCAUAUGGGGCUCACCAUCCAUGUGGAAAGGGAUUGUGCCACCGACCUCACAGCGGACAGUGAAGCAGUGAUUGAGUGGCUGGAAGCUGAGUUGUGGCAGGAGUAUAUUGAUGAACUCGAAGGAGCUAUAGGAGAAUGCCACCAGGUGCAGGAAGCCAGGCCAGGGCAUACCCAGCUGGAUGACGUGACCUCGUUCAUGGAGGGAGGACGAGCUAAGCCGACGCCGAAGCACAAAGCCAACCCCGCCAAGGGCCGUGGACGAGAUCGCCGACGGGACGAAGAUGAAGGAGGGGAGGACAGACGGCCCGAGCGGGGCAGAGGCGGCCCAUCCGACACCAGCCGCCGUCGAGUGUCUCGCCGCCGUUAUCCUCGUCGUGGGAUGGCUGGCCCGCGAGCCCGCUCGCGCACUCCAGUGGCGAGAACGACCACGGAAGUGAGACGGCUGCUUCCAAGGGCUGGUGGCAGAAGCCCGCCCAUGACCAUCGGGGAUGCCACUUGCUUUUGGCUCCACACGUUGGGGCUACGAGACGGCUUAGCGACAGACGAUCACAGGGCUCUCAACCCGGAGGAGCAUGAGAACAGGGUCCAAGCGAUAUCCGAGGUGAGGCCAGAAGACCUGACAGUGGUUAUGGCUGCACUUAUGCGAACCAUGGCCUUGUUCAUCGUUGAGGCCAGCCAGUUGAUGAUGGUGAGGGUACAACAGGCACGAGACAGCCGACAGGGGGAAAUGGUGGAGGUGGAAGUUGAGGAGGGGGACGAGGAGAUGUGGAUGCAGACAUCUGCGACGGCUCCAGGAAAACGCAUGCACGAGGAUGUGGAGCAGAUGGCGGAGGACGAACGAGAGGUUCGCAGGCAGAAGCAAGCAGAGGCUACCAUGCUAGAACAGCAACUGGAGGCUCGUGCACGUGAGGAGGAGGACCAGGCUCGUCAGGAUGAAAUGCUUUUCCUCAGACACCAGGGCGCUCGCUACAGAGAUUGGGAGCAGUGGGAGGUCCUCAAUUGUGGCCCCUCCAAGCCGCGGCGACUUCAGGCAUCGUUGUCGUUGGUGCAUGGAGAAUCAGCCGAGCAAAUCACGUGCAGUGUGCCACUAGCAAGGGGACGGGCUAUUGACCUUCGCAUACAGCUUCAUGAACGAGGCGGUGACGAAUCAGGGGUGGCCCCCACCCAGGUUGAGGACACUGCGAGGGGUCCGGUGCUGUCCGAGGCGGAGUAUAUGCACAUGUAUCGGGAGUGGAUGCAGGGGCGGGUAUCGGAGGAGGCCUUGGAGCAGAUGGUUGGGGCUGAGAUGGUUGCCAUGUUUCAGGCACAGCGACUUGUGGAGGGAAGCAGUCAGCCAGGGGGAGAGGGUGUACAGGAGGCAGACCAACUGAUCCAGCAUGGUGCUGAGUGUGAGGAUGCCCUGGUGAGUGAGGAGAUGGGGGUUCGAGGGUCAGAGCAAGAUGCAGAAAGCAAGGGGUUCAUGGAUGCCGCGUCUGCCGAAGCGAAGUGA
Molecule: messenger RNA, 5823 nt
Organism: Symbiodinium necroappetens
Lineage: Eukaryota; Dinophyceae; Suessiales; Symbiodiniaceae
Source: the annotation of a GenBank genome assembly